This is a messenger RNA of Ctenopharyngodon idella (grass carp), 1262 nucleotides long. RefSeq lists its product as uncharacterized. The record is from RefSeq and is a predicted model, not a curated record. NCBI's taxonomy places the organism in Eukaryota, Metazoa, Chordata, Actinopteri, Cypriniformes, Xenocyprididae. Bases 142 to 684 code for a protein of 180 amino acids. Gene Ontology annotation, cellular component: membrane. The transcript is spliced from 6 exons.
GUUCCUUUUUUUUUUUUUCUUUCUUUGACCAACCGCAUGAGAGUGGCUUAUUGGGUAUCAAAAAAAAAAAAAAAAAAAAAACACUAAAGUGACACACGAUGAUCUUUUCUCCACUAUAAUACGGAAGACAGACUCAGCUCGAUGGCCAGAGCAGAUAUCGCGAUGGAUAUUCGGCACGAGGACUCAGCAGCAGGAGGGCGCGGUGAUGAAGGCCCUCUCAUCAAGUACUACCGCGCCAGUGAAGCGCUGCCCGGCGCAGUGCCUGUCCUGCACGGCCUCCUCAGGAAGGGACCCGCCACCUGCGCGGCCGUGCAGACGUCCAGUGGGAUCCUCAGUUUUGGAAUAGGGGUCGUAUUUGCAGCAUCAUUCGGGAUAAAUAACAGUCUUCUGACCUUAUUCCGAGUGCCAAUCAUUACUGGAAUAAUGUUUGUCGUGGCUGGAAUCUUGUCUAAUCUUCUGUACAAAAGCCCCGGGCUUCUACAGACUUGCUUCAGUGCCAACAUUGUGUGUCUGGUGGUGUCUGGGAUCGGAGUGAUUCUUCUGGCUGUUGAUCUUAAGCCAGGUGGAAAUCAAAUCGAGCACAAGAUGGAGGUGCUGGUGCUGUGCGUGACUCUGAUGGACAUGAUCAUCGCUGCAGUGCUGAUUUACUGGUUUUACAGAGAGAAACGUGACCAUAAGAAGUGACGGCACCUUCUUCUGCUCAUUCAAACAUCUGGAUGGAUGUGUUUGCAAUAUUUAGCUCUGUGGCGUUUGAGCUCAUCAUUUCUCAGAAGGUUUAGCAACAAUAAUAGAAUUCAAGAACUAAAAAAAGGAGAACUUACCACAACCAAAUUCUCUUCCCUCAUGAUGCCUUUCCUGAGAUUCAAUCGUGGGAGUCUCAAAAAUAAACUGUAGAGUGACUGAAGGGAACCAGAGGUGGAGCGUAUCAGUGACGAACACAUGCCAAAUGUGGAUGAUUUGACCUUUAAUGGGACUUGUUAGUAAAUUCCAGCAAAAUACAACAGUUCUUGGGUUUUUUCAGCAUGAAUGAAGAGCUAAAGCAGUGACGCUACUUCUCACCCUCAUUACUGCUGCUUGCAGCUUUAUUUGUUUAGUGUUUGAGCGUUUUAUUACCUGUGUAGCUGCAUAUUAUUUGUCUGUACAUAUUUUCACAUUUAUACAUUGAAUUAAUGUAAUUCAAAAAAGAGUUAUUUCUGUAUCUGUUACAUAUGAUUUUGAGUUAAUAAAACACCAUCUUAAUAAAAUACAGAAUUUAAAACCGA